Fusarium tjaetaba is the source of this 4779-nucleotide messenger RNA. RefSeq names its product ATPase. Lineage: Eukaryota; Fungi; Ascomycota; Sordariomycetes; Hypocreales; Nectriaceae. The coding region runs from base 1 to 4779 and encodes 1592 amino acids. Gene Ontology annotation, molecular function: ATP hydrolysis activity; ABC-type transporter activity; ATP binding. The record is from RefSeq and is a predicted model, not a curated record. The transcript has 10 exons. Gene Ontology annotation, cellular component: membrane.
AUGUCGCAUCAUGAUCCCGAUGUUGAAAAGAUGGACAGAACCAGUUCGCCGGAUCUUUCGAUAGAUCCUGGUAUUCACCAUCUUUCCGGAGGCCAUCUUUCUCUCGACGAUGUAAAAGCCGUUCAUGUUCAGCUUCACAACUUGGCUGUGUCCGUUGACACUGCACCGUCAUGGCUUGCGCCCUCGACAUACGGAGAUCUGUUCUCCUCAAAGUUCAGCACCGCUCCAAAGAUGAAGCCGUUACUCAACGCCGUAAACGCCGAUCUUCAACCUGGAACGUUAACGGCUAUUAUUGGAGGUAGUGGCUCGGGAAAGACGACGCUGCUCAACACAGUCGCUGAACGAGUGUUGAGCUCGAGGUUGAGUCAAGAGGGAGUUGUGACGUUUAAUGGAAAAGUUGGCGUUCAUAAUGUUCGUGCUGCAUAUGUUAUGCAGCAGGAUAUCCUACUGCCGACACUCACUGUCAGGGAAACGUUGCGAUACUCGGCCGAUCUACGCCUACCACCAUCAACGACUGCUGAAGAACGCCAUAGAGUCGUUGAAGAAGUCAUUCUCGAACUUGGAUUAAAAGAAUGCGCCGAUACACGAAUCGGUAACUCGCAGCAUCAUGGAUGUUCAGGCGGUGAAAAGCGACGAACAAGUAUCGGUGUUCAACUCCUCGCCAACCCAUCAGUCCUCUUCCUCGACGAGCCUACGACCGGUCUUGACGCUACGAGUGCAUACCAACUUGUACGAACGCUCAAGACCCUUGCGCAAAAGGGGCGCACCAUCAUAACGACGAUUCAUCAACCGCGCUCUGAAAUCUGGGAUCUUUUCGACAAUCUCAUUGUUCUCACGAAAGGCAGCCCUGUGUUCUCGGGCGCCAUCAAAGAUGCUGUUCCAUGGUUCGCAGACUUGGGUUUUCAGCUUCCGCCUUUUGUUAAUCCCGCUGAGUUCAUCAUUGAUAUCGCGGCUGUUGAUAAUCGCACUCCUGAGUUGGAACAAGAGACUUCUGCGAAGGUUGAGAGGUUGAAGGGUGCUUGGAAUGAAGAGACGCUGAAGAGGCAUCGGCCUCUUGAUACGGUUGAUGUUGGGGAUGGGAAGAAGAAGGAUAAGAAGGCGGAGGAACAUGCGGGUUUUGUGCGACAACUCACUGUUCUUACAGAUCGUACCCUCAAAGUUACAUACCGUGAUCCCCUCGGUAUGGCAGCUACCCUCACUGAAGCUAUCUUCAUGGGCCUUGUCUGCGGGUACUUAUUCUUCGAUCUCGGCCGCGACCAAGCCGGUAUUCGCUCUCGACAAGGUGGACUAUACACAGCAGCCGGUCUUCAAGGCUACCUAAUCCUCAUCUUCGAAGUCUACCGCAUGACAUUCGACAUUCCCACCUUCGACCGCGAGAACUCCGAAGGAUGUGUCGAUGCCCUUCCAUUCGUCCUCUCCCGAAGAAUCGCCAGAAUGGUAACAGAAGAUGUCGCUGCGCCGUUUCUCUUCUCGGUCAUCUUUUACUUCAUGGCUGGAUUUGACCGUGAUGUUGAAAAGUUCUUUACCUUCUUUGCGAUCACGCUGUUGAACCAGUAUAUUGCUGUUACGUGUGCCAUGACGUGUGUUGCGACGGUUAGACACUUUGCUGGGGCGAGCGUGAUUGCAAAUCUGGUUUUUACACUGCAGAGCAUGGCUUGUGGAAUGUUCAUCAAUGUGAACAGUCUUCCUGUUUAUGUUCGAUGGCUCAAGUGGCUUACUUACACGUUCUACGUCUUUAGCGCAUAUUGUGGAAACGAGUUUGAGGGGAGUUUCUACGAUUGCCCCUUUGGCGACGAAUCAGACCCGCGAUGUAAACAGUACACGGGCUCAUACGUGAUGGCAUCUCUCGGCUUCCCCAAAGGCUGGACUGCCAAACCGAUCCUCGUAUGCCUCGCCUUUGUCGUAUUCUUUGUGGUGCUAUCAGUCAUCGGACUCCAUAUCCUCAAAGUCGAAAUGACGAUCGCUCGCGCUCGUGUCUCGGAUACCGAUCUUUCUGCUGGAAAAGAGAAGAUGACAGCACGGUCCGUCGCCGACGUUCGAGCCAUUGACCUGGAACUUAACCAAUUCUCACUCGCCUUGGAUAAGAGAACUCAAUUGGGGAAGAAGUUACCGACAAAGACAAUUCUUAAUCCUGUGAAUGCGACGUUCAACGCUGGGGUUUUGAAUGUGAUCAUGGGUCCCUCGGGGAGUGGGAAGACAUCGCUUCUCAACUCGAUGGCUCUGAGACUACGGAACUCAGUGGGAACGAAAUAUCGACCAGCUGGAAAGCUCACUUUCAACGGCGCUGUUCCCUCAGAUUCGGUUAUUCGAUCAGUCUGCUCUUAUGUCUGUCAAGACGAUGAUGCGUUGCUGCCAUCGCUUACAGUUCGUGAGACACUUCGCUUCGCAGCUGGUCUUCGUCUACCCUCGUUCAUGAGCAAGGAGGAGAAGAACCGUCGGGCAGAAGAUGUAUUGUUGAAGAUGGGUUUGAAGGAUUGUGCUGAUAACCUCAUUGGCGGCGAACUCGUCAAGGGUAUUUCUGGAGGAGAAAAACGUCGUGUUUCCAUCGCUGUGCAAGUUCUCACUGAUCCUCGUAUUCUUCUCCUCGACGAACCAACAUCCGGACUGGAUGCUUUUACCGCUAAUUCCAUUAUGGAAGUCCUUCAGGGUCUCGCCAACGAAGGCCGCACUCUCAUUCUUACGAUCCAUCAAGCUCGAUCGGACCUUUUUAGAGAAUUUGGAAAUGUAUUGCUUCUGGCGAGAGGUGGUUCGCAGGUUUAUUCUGGUCCUGGAAAGGAUAUGCUUGGAUAUCUCGCCCGUCGUGGAUACGAGUGUCCGACACAUACCAACCCAGCCGACUUUGCACUCGACAUGAUUACUAUCGAUCUUCAACAGGAGGGCAGGGAAUUAGAGUCUCGAAAACGCGUUCAGAAACUGAUCGAUCAUUGGAAAGAAGAGAGUUCUUCUACCAACGAAAAGCCUGCUGGUCCACUAGAUGAAGUCACCAAAGAUACCCCUGAACAACACAACGCUCAAACCACAACACACCGCCGCUCCUUCAACAAAGCCAACCUCUCAACCCCCGCAGAACUCGGCGCCCUCAUCCGCAAACGCGCCCCGAUAACAACAUCCCUCCCCCUCCUCCUCCACCGCGCCACCAUAAACACCUACCGCCAGCCCGAGCUCAUCGUCGCACGCCUCAUGCAAGUCAUCGGUCUCGCUCUCGUCCUCGCCCUCUUCUUCGCCCCCUUCGACAACGACUACUACUCCGUCCAGAACAGAAUGGGUUUUGUCCAGGAGAUUGGCGCGUUUUACUUUGUCGGCAUGUUGCAGAACACAGCGAUCUAUCCGAAUGAGCGAGAUGUGUUUUACAGGGAGGAUGAUGAUGGGGUCUAUAGUGUGCAUGCGUUUUUGGCGGCUUAUACGAUUCUCGAGGUGCCGUUUGAGAUUAUCAGUUGUAUGAUCUUUGGUGUUUUGGGGGUUAUCGCUGUUGAUCUCCCGCGGACUGCGACGCUGUACUUUGUCUCGGUGUUUGCGUGUUUUGGAAUCGUAUCAUGCGGCGAAUCGCUCGGUAUCAUGUUCAACACACUCUUUGGCCACACCGGUUUCGCCGUCAACAUAAUGGGCGUGUUUCUCGCGCUGGCUAACACAAUGGCUGGAAUUCUCUCCAUCGAUAUGCCAGAGCUCUUCAAAGCGUUCAACUACCUCUCCCCGAUUCGGUACGGCACACGAGCUGUGGCGCCAUACUCACUUAGGGAUAUCACGUUUACGUGUAAUGACGAGCAGAGAUUGGAGAAUGGCAAGUGUCCGAUUGAGACGGGGCAGCAGGUGUUGGAGUUGUAUAACUUUGAUGUUGAUCCUAAGCAAUUCAUUCAUGCCAAGGUCAAGAUGGCUGAGACGAACGAACCUGUUGUUGUGCCGGAUGAACAGGAGGACAAUGACUCAACGAUUGGUGAGCCCUUUCUCAUCCGAACUCUAGAGUACGUCUUGCCGAAUGACGAGAAAGAAAAGGAAAGAUUAGAUCUACAGCAUAAUCUGUUCCUUCUCACCUUUGGCGAUAAGCUUGGCCUCGCACCGCCUUGUUACCCUGACACAAAGGUGAAUCGUGUUUUAGAUCUUGGAACCGGGACGGGGAUUUGGGCGAUGGACUUUGCGGAUGAACAUCCUGAAGCAGAGGUUAUCGGCGUCGACCUCUCCCCGAUUCAAUCAAGCUUUAUCCCACCGAACGUGACCUUUGAGAUCGACGAUAUCGAAGACGACUGGACCUACUCAAAGCCAUUUGACUACAUCCACAGCCGUUUCAUGACAUCCUGCAUAAGCGACUGGAAGAAAUACCUAACCCAAUGCUUCCAAAACUUAACCCCCAACGGCUAUCUCGAACUCCAAGAAGCAGAUCUCACCAUCAAAUCCGACGACGACACCGUCAAGCCCGAUAACCCACUCCUCAAGUGUCUCAAGCUCCUACAAGAAGCAUCAGAGCGCUUCGGUCGUCCAUACAUAGACAUCCCAGCGCUAGUAGACGUCAUGGAAGAGAUUGGGUUCGUAGAUGUCAAGAUCGAGAAGUUCAGGUGGCCGAGCAAUUCGUGGCCGAGGGAUAAGAAAUACAAGGAGCUGGGGGCUUGGUGCUAUGAGAACUUUUCGAGUGGGCUUGAAGCUAUUACUAUGGCGGCGCUGACGAGGGGUCAUGGGUGGAGUGUGGAGGAUACGACGGUGUUUUUGAUGGAUGUGAGGAAGAGUAUGGGGGAUAGGAGGAUUCAUGCCUACUGGCCGAUUUACUCUAUUUACGGGAGGAAGCCGUAG